This is a messenger RNA of Penaeus vannamei (Pacific white shrimp), 712 nucleotides long. Its product is annotated as bolA-like protein 3. Gene Ontology annotation, cellular component: mitochondrial matrix. NCBI's taxonomy places the organism in Eukaryota, Metazoa, Arthropoda, Malacostraca, Decapoda, Penaeidae. The record is from RefSeq and is a predicted model, not a curated record.
GUUCGUUAGCAGGGAUCCAGCUGGUAGUGUUACAUAUGCGAGAGGAAAGUGACGAAAUAAUUUUUUGAAGUUUAGAAGCUGUAUUUUGGAGAUAAAAAGAGAUGUUUCGAUAUAUUGGAGUACGUGGUUUGUCUCCAUAUACACAGAUUAAGGGUGCAGUAAGAUGGAUGUGUGACGUCGCAACCAAUGCAGGGGAAGCCAGACUCGCAGAGAUCCUCAAGCAACGUUUUCCACAGGCUACUGGCGUUGAAGUUAGAGACAUUUCAGGUGGUUGUGGAGCAAUGUAUGAAGUAUGGGUAGAAGCCCCCGAUUUCAAAGGCCUUUCUCGAGUAAAACAGCACAAACUAAUCACCCAGACCUUAAAAUCAGAAAUCCAGGAUAUGCAUGGUCUCCGCAUCAGCACUACAGUACCAGAGGAGUCAUAGCUAUUACUGUAACUGCAGCUAUUACAGAAAUCACAUUUUACUUAAAACUGUGACAGCCACUUCGAAAGCAGGUCAAGUGAAGAAUCCAAUUUUUUUUCUCUUUUGGGAAAAAAAUCAUAAAACUCAGAGAUUAAUUAGAAUGCAUUUUAGAUUAAUACCUAUAUUGUGUGUGGGGAUUUUUUUUUUUUUUUUUUUUUACAUAUUUUUCAUCUUGUUGAAAAUGUUUUAUGAAGUGUAAAAAUAUGUAAUGCCUUGUUUUUCUUUUGUAAAUAAAUAGUUAUUUUUUG